Molecule: messenger RNA, 2181 nt
Organism: Rhopalosiphum maidis (corn leaf aphid)
Lineage: Eukaryota; Metazoa; Arthropoda; Insecta; Hemiptera; Aphididae
Product: peptidyl-alpha-hydroxyglycine alpha-amidating lyase 1-like
Exons: 9
Coding region: 205-1833 (542 amino acids)
Biological process (GO): peptide metabolic process
Cellular component (GO): extracellular region; membrane
Molecular function (GO): catalytic activity; protein binding
Source: RefSeq, a predicted model, not a curated record
CCGUCCGCCCACUAUCAUGAUAACGGCAGACUUGUUGAUCUGCUGCCGUCGAGUUCGAGCACCACAGACUACGGGCAGCUGCUGUUACGCGCAUCCGUCGACGGAAACCGUUAUUCUGCGCGCGUUCCGGAUCCACUCAGCCCGGAAGCCGUUCUGACGGUGAUGCUUCUGUGCCUGUCGUCGACGUCGUGGUGAGUGACAACCAUGUCAGUCACCGUCGCCCUGACCGCACUGGUCGCAUGUGGUUCCUUUUGCUUACAGACCGCCAACGCCGGUUUGCUGUUGACCGGUACGGACUACCAGCCCCUGUCAACCGACGACCAACAACUGGCGAUUGACGAUCAGUCGCAACAGACGUCUGUUCAGUUCCAGCAGAUGGCCACCGACCAGCUCUAUGGUCAGAAUCAAGUGGAGAAUAGUCUAGAUAAUACUGAUAAUUCUAAUGUCGAUGUAUCUCACCAAUUUCAUUUGCAUGAAUCUUCUGAAUGGCCUUUUCCACAAAAAAUUGAUAACAGUAUUGGGCAAAUUUCUGGUGUUUCCAUAAGCAAAGACAAUUUGGUAUACAUAUUUCAUAGGGGCGAUCGAGAAUGGAAUCAAACUACAUUUUUUCAAAACAAUGUGUUCAGAGAGAAAAAUAAAGGACCAAUUUCUGAACAGGUAGUUGUUGUACUGGAUCCAAAAAACGGUUCAGUAAUUAAAAGAUGGGGUAGUCACAGAUUUUAUAUGCCUCAUGGUAUUACUGUUGAUCAUGAAAAUAACGUUUGGUUGACUGAUGUUGCUCUUCAUCAAGUAUUCAAAUUUGACCCUAGCUCUGGAAAUGUAUUAAUGACUUUUGGUACUGCAUUUGAACCAGGGACAGACUCAAACCAAUUUUGCAAACCUACAUCAGUAGCUGUAACAUCUAGUGGUGAAUUCUUCGUAGCAGAUGGAUAUUGUAACUCACGUAUUAUUAAAUAUUCUGCUGAAGGACAAGUACUGUUACAAUGGGGCCGAUCCACUUUAGUCACAGGUGAGAUGCUUGUGCCUCCUUACCAAUUGUGGAUUCCACAUGCCUUAACAUUGGCUGAAGAUAAAGAAUUGAUAUGUGUUGCUGAUCGUGAAAAUAGCAGAGUAUUAUGUUUUAAUAUCAAUAAUGGAACCUUCAACUUUGAAAUUAAUCCACAAUUAUUUCAACGUUUAUUUAGUGUUGCAUAUUCACCAAUGGCUGGUGGACUAUUUUAUGUACUUAAUGAUAAAAAUAUGGAUGUAGUAACUGAGGCAUUAUCACAAGGAAUUGUGAUCAAUGCUACAUCAUUAGAAGUAAUUGGACAAUUUCAUCCUAAAAAUAAUGAAUUUUCACGACCUCACGAUAUGGCUGUAAGCCCAGAUGGAACAUCUGUUUAUGUUGUGGAACUUAUAAGAUCUCAUAUACGGAAGUUUGUGUUAGAUUCAGAUAUUCAAAACAAAUUUAUUAACCAAAGUGAUGAAUCACUUAAUUUUUCAUUGCAUGAUAUAAUGUUGAACAAAUAUAACAUGCUAGAAAAUUGUGCUGGUUUGAGAGAAAAUUCUGGAAAACAAAUUUUAGUGAUUAUGUUAAUAAUUGCUGUAGGUUUGUUUUUCACUGCUGCUAUAUUUGUAACUGUUUUAAUAUACACACGGACUAAAUCAAUAGCUCACCGGAAAGAAGCGGCUUUCAGUCGCUGGCAACCUCGGACACUUAACGCUGCUGAUGGAUUUACUUUGGGCAACAUAUUUAACAAAAAACAACGAGCCGGUUUCGAAAAACUUGCGACUGUUGAGGUGAGCGAAGACGACGAUGAUGACGACGACAAUGAUCUGAACGUGAGGACUUAAUAAUUGAAGUACUAAUAAUUUAAUAAUAAUAUCGUGCUAAUAGAUUCGAUUUAUCGCUACGGUUGUUAUUAUUUGUAUUUAUUAAUUUAUUGUAACACUGUUUCCCGAUGGAACCUAUACUUAGAAUACUUCCCCAAAAUUUGUCAGCCAAACGUCUAUGUUUAAGUCGAUCUGACCGCAUAUUACACUCACACAUUCCUACUAUACGACACUUCGUAAGUCUAUUAUUACUAUUAUUAUUAUUAUCCUAUAUUAUUGCAAUGUUAUAACCGAACAAAGUUAAAAAUAUUAUUUGUAACAAUAUAAAAGAUUAUUAAAAUAAUAAAAAUAAAGGAAUUUAAAUAGUCA